CGCGGCGUCUGAGGGACAGUCGCUCCGGAGAGAAGUCGACUCGUCCAGCGGCUUGGAGACCCGAAGAGACACCGGCACCGAAAACAACAACAGAACACUGAUCUUGGACGGGUCAGGCCAUGUAAAAUUCUGUGUGGAUGCCAGCAAGCCAGAUAUCGGGAGCUGGCUGAAGUACAUCCAGUUUGCCCCUGCGGCCAAGCAGCACAACCUGACAGCGUGCCAGAUAGAUGAUCAGAUCUUCUACAAAGUCACCAGAGAGAUUUUCCCCGGUGAGGAGCUGCUGCUUUUCAUGAAGGCUGAAGAGUAUUCAUGUGAUACCAUGGCUCCGGAUAUUCAUGAGGAGAGGCAGUACCGCUGUGAGGACUGUGACCAGCAUUUUGAGUCCCGUAGCCAGCUGUUGGACCACCAGAAGCAGCCGUGUGGGAUGCCCCCCUCCUCCUUCCUUAACCCAGGAGGGGACGGUGACUUGAAGGGCCAGGAACCUCAAGACUUGAGACCCCUCCACAUGUCCCAUGGUCUACUUGAGUGUAAGGAGUGUGACCAAGUCUUUCCUGAUGUCCAGAGUCUGGAGGCCCACACCCUGUCCCACUCUGAAGAGAGGGAAUACAAGUGUGACCAGUGUCCCAAGGCCUUCAACUGGAAGUCAAACCUGAUCCGGCAUCAGAUGUCUCACGACAGUGGCAAGCACUAUGAAUGUGAAAACUGCUCAAAGCAGGUGUUCACAGACCCCAGUAACCUGCAGAGGCACAUCCGCUCGCAGCACGUCGGGGCACGGGCCCACGCCUGCUCUGACUGCGGGAAGACGUUCGCUACGUCUUCGGGCCUCAAGCAGCAUAAGCACAUCCACAGCAGUGUCAAGCCCUUCAUGUGCGAAGUAUGCCACAAGUCCUACACCCAGUUCUCUAACCUGUGCCGCCACAAACGCAUGCAUGCUGACUGCCGCACGCAGAUCAAGUGCAAGGACUGCGGGCAGAUGUUCAGCACCACAUCCUCCCUCAACAAGCACCGGCGCUUCUGUGAAGGGAAAAACCAUUUCACAGCAGGAGGAUUGUUUGCCCAGGGUAUGCCACUCCCUGGUGCCCCUGGCUUGGACAAAGCCGCUCUGGCAAUGGGCCACAGCAGUGCUGGGCUGGUUGAUUACUUUGGGGCAAGUCGCCACCACGGCGGGCUUACCUUCCCUGCUGCCCCGGCAUUUCCCUUCAGCUUCCCUGGCCUCUUCCCCUCUGGACUCUACCACCGGCCUCAGCUCAUUCCUGCCACCUCUCCUGUCAGACAAGCGUCCCAUGCAUCCGUCGGGCCUGGUGGAGAGCUGAGUAAGAGUCCACUGCUGCCCCCAAGCCCUGGGGUUCAGGAGUCCAGAGAGCUCCUUAAGGCACUUCGUAAAGAUGGUGGUUUACCUGGCAACCACAUGCUGGGCUCAGAGCACCAUGCCCAGAGCUCUUCAUCUUCCACAAAGCAGCGGAACAAGCAGAGUGACCAGUCCGAGAGCAGCGACCUGGAUGAUGUCAGCACACCCAGCGGAAGUGACCUGGAGAGCACAUCGGGGUCAGAGCUGGAGAGUGACAUGGACAGUGAGAGGGAAAGGGGGGCUGCGAGAGAAAAUGGGAAAGGCCCAAAGAGAAAGGCCAGUGAAGGAGGCCCUCAAAGCCCCAGCCUGACUGGAGGCAGUGCUGCUAAAGACUUUCCGGGCCCUGCGCUCAUCCCAUCCUCGCUGGACGAGCACACAGCUGUUACAGGGGCUGUAAAUGACUCUAUUAAGGCCAUUGCCUCCAUUGCCGAGAAGUACUUUGGCUCCACAGGACUGGCUGGCCUGCAGGACAAGAAGGUCAGCUCUCUGCCCUACCCCUCUAUGUUCCCACUGCCAUUCUUCCCAGCUUUCUCUCCUCCAGUUUACCCUUUUCCAGAUAGAGACCUCAGACCUCCAGGCUUAAAGCGCGAGCCACAGUCUCCGGCAGAAGACUGCAAGAAGGCCCAGGGCAAAUCGUCAACCGAGUCACCAUUUGACCUCACUACUAAGCGGAAGGAGGAGAAGUCUGCUGCCUCUGCCCCCUCCAAAUCAGAGGCGCCCAACUCCAGUGGUCAGGAUCAACCGCUGGAUCUGAGCCUGGGGACAAGAGGCCGUGGUUGCAAUCCGAGAGAAGAGGAGACAAAGAAUAACAUGGGUUAUGAGGAGGAGAAAGCAGUGGUGGAGAUCCCGAAAGCUGACACUUCCUUGCAGCAUGCCAGGCCAACUCCUUUCUUCAUGGACCCCAUCUACAGGGUUGAGAAGAGGAGAAUGAGCGAUCCGUUUGAGUCUCUGAAAGACAAGUACAUGCGGCCAGCUCCAGGCUUUCUCUUCCAUCCACAGUUUCGUUUGCCAGAUCAGAGGACUUGGAUGUCGGCCAUAGAGAACAUGGCAGAGAAGCUGGAGACGUUUGGGUCCUUGAAGCCGGACUCUGGUGACCUGCUGCGCUCCGUCCCCUCCAUGUUUGACUUCAGAGCCCCACCGUCUGCACUUCCAGAGACGUUGCUACGCAAGGGCAAGGAGCGCUACACAUGCAGAUAUUGUGGAAAAAUAUUCCCUCGCUCUGCUAACCUGACACGCCACCUCAGGACUCACACAGGAGAGCAGCCCUACAGGUGUAAAUACUGCGACCGCUCCUUCAGCAUCUCCUCCAACCUGCAACGUCACAUUCGCAACAUUCACAACAAAGAAAAGCCCUUCAAGUGUCACCUGUGUGAUCGUUGCUUUGGUCAGCAGACCAACCUUGACCGGCACCUCAAGAAGCACGAGAAUGGCAACCUGUCAGGCACUGCAAUGUCGUCCCCACGGUCUGAACUGGACAGUGGCAGCGCCAUUUUGGAUGAUAAAGAAGACUCUUAUUUCAAUGAAAUAAGAAACUUCAUCAGCAACGCAGGCCAGAACCAGACAUCACCGGACCCCUCUGAGGAAGGGUUAAACGGUGGUCUGUUUGAGGAAGAGAAGCCGCUGAUGGCCAGCCAAGGGUCACGUGACCUGGAAGAUGAGGAAGUGGAGGACCUCGGUGCUGAUGAAGAUGAAGGAGACGAGACGAGCCACACCCCAGGGAAGCAGGAGGGCGAGGUGCAUCCUAGCAGCAAUGACAUCAUACAAGAUGAGAUGGACUUCAGUGAGCCCAACGACAUAAACCUCAACUGCAAAACCUCUCCCAAGAGGUACAACGAUGAAGAGGAGCAGAGUGGCUACUCGGCCUUGGAUCAUAUUCGUCACUUUUCAGACAUGCGCAAGCUGGAGGAGAGUGAGCUGAGUGACGGGGACGUAGACGCAGAUGAGGACGAUGGAUCCUUCAGCUCCCCUUCUCUGACUGAAGCAGUAAAACAGCCACUGUUUAGAAAAUCCAAGUCUCAGGCGUAUGCCAUGAUGCUGUCUCUGGCUGAAAAGGACUCUCUCCACCCGGCCACCCACAACCCGGCCACCAUGUGGCACAGUCUGGCUCGGGCUGCUGCUGAAUCAAGUGCCAUCCAGUCCCUCAGCCAUGUAUGAUGACACCCCUCAAGCGCUUUCCCUUUCACCUUUCAACCCCCAGAACCUGACCUAUAGCACUGGGAGCCCAUUAAGGGGUCUACGUGCGGUGGCCCCUGAUCGUUCCACAGAGUGACUGCUGAGCAGAACCACGGCCCAUCUGACUGCUGAGCAGACCGCCUUACUCACAGAGCAGGGUCCCUGUUCCUGCAGAGCCCACACAGCCCGAACCUCAAAAAAAAAAGCCCAUCAGAUAGAGAACAAUACGUCCCUCUGAGACCUUAAAAAAUAAAAUUUCAGAAAUAACUCCAUCCUGGUGAUAGCAAUGGUGAUGAGGAUGCGGUGAAAAUAAUAAUGCUAAAGUAAUAAUAGCUGUAUUUAUUCUGCUGAAUUUCUAUGUUUUGCACAGCAAAGGCAGCUGGUGGACAUGGAAGAAGGAUGUGCUGAUGUAUCAUCGCUACAGAGCACAUCCAAAACAAGGAGAACAUUCUAUGCUGAAAAGGUGAUUGUGGUUGUGUCUCUAAGACAGUUUCAGCCCAGGAUGUUUCACUGUGUGCAUAAGAAGCCUGACUCAUCUGACUAAAUUCUGUACAAAUUACCUGUAACCCCUAGCGAUCCACAGGAGUUCCUCAUAAAUAUGUACUUGAUGAUAAAAAUGAAGGGUGGGGUUAGUAACCUCAGUGCAAAUGGAAACACUUCAUGUAAGGACAGCGUUAGCGGCGCUUUAAUAUAACUAAAGUCAUUGAAGAACAAGUAAAAAAAAAAAAAGUCAUUGUUGAACUGAAAUCAGGCCAGUUUCCCAUUAUGUGUUUUCAUGGCUGCGUGUGUCUGCACAAUCAUAGCACUGUACACAAGUGUCGACCAACUGUUCUCGUCUGCACUCCAUCCUGCCCGCCUGCUCUAUCUGUGAAAGGAUAUAAAUAGAUUGUCUUUUUAGUGGAAGAGAAGAAAAACACAAUGUUUCCUUUUUUGUAUGUUUGUUUUUUACUGAGAUAAGUAGUCAGUGCUGAAGUUAAUUGUUGUUCUGUAAAGGACAUAUGUCUUUCUUUUUUUUUCCCCCCAAGGCCCUCAAAUCCAUCCUAGUCAUGUCAGCCAACAAUACCACUAAUUAGCCUGAAUGCUAGUCGUUAGCUUCUCCAUGCUCGUGUGUCUUUCAUUUUUAGACAAUCAUUAUUUUGUUUCCAUUUUUUUUGUUGGUGUUGUUGUUGUUAUUUGCUGUUGUAUGUUGAGAACUGUAUUUAUUUCUUGGCAAACUGUAGUUUGUUUACUGAAUAGCACUGCUCUUAGCCCAGGUGAAGGGGAGAUUCCUCACCGGGCCUAUCCCAGAGUUCCAUGGGGUUUGUAGAUUGCAUUUGAGUGCCGGAUAGUAUUAAAUAUACACUUCACUCCUUAUUCUUCUAAUGAAACCGGUCGAUGAAUAGAUAUGAUGUAGUUUUUUUUUUUUCUAUGACAAUUUAACGAUUCAAUUGUAAAAAAUGAAAAACAAUAUAAAGAAUGAGUAAUAAAAAAAAAAAAGCCAGGUAUAAUUUCUUCAUAAACGCAUGAUUGGUCUGGUAAGAUCUGUAUCUGACAUUUUCUACGGUUGUCUGCAAGCUUGUGUGAUGUUCGGUUCAUGUUAAUCUCUUGUGCCAAACUUAUGAUAAAUAACAGAUUACUUUCAUUUAUUCUCCCGUUUUGAGGGACCAGAUUUUCUGUUUGUUUUUGUCGUUGUUUUGUUUAUAAUCGAUUUUAAAAAGUAAUCAGCAAGUUGAGGUACUUUGUUUUAAUGCUUUCUACAAUGUAACUGUUAUGCAUUUCAAUUCAAUACUGUGGGAGGAACAACUAUGAAAUAAAGGAUUACAAUAUG
Messenger RNA from Labrus bergylta (ballan wrasse), 5327 nucleotides. Lineage: Eukaryota; Metazoa; Chordata; Actinopteri; Labriformes; Labridae. The record is from RefSeq and is a predicted model, not a curated record.